Molecule: messenger RNA, 3209 nt
Organism: Strongylocentrotus purpuratus (purple sea urchin)
Lineage: Eukaryota; Metazoa; Echinodermata; Echinoidea; Camarodonta; Strongylocentrotidae
Gene: ssr1
Product: translocon-associated protein subunit alpha
Exons: 9
Coding region: 139-1194 (351 amino acids)
Cellular component (GO): endoplasmic reticulum membrane; endoplasmic reticulum
Source: RefSeq, a predicted model, not a curated record
GUCUAAGUACCAGCGAAACAUGUGUAGAGUUGCCUUUUGAAACCGUAACGCCAGGAAAUCUUGGCGAAGGCGAAGUCUGUCUCCCCAAAUCUCUCUUCAUCCUCCUUAUAUCGGGAUCAAGCUCAAAAAGACAUCAUCAUGAGGAUGCUUUCAAGAUUCAUCCUUCUGCUUUUGCUGGUUUUGCCGUCUACACUGCUUUUGACAAGCAAUGGUGCUCUAGCUGCCAAAGACCAGCAGGAGGCUCGUGACAACCUUGAAGACAUCUUGGAUGGGGAGGAGAUAGACGAGGAGGAGGAGGAAGAAGAAGAAGAUGGACAGGUCGAGACAGAGGAAGAAGAAGAAGAGGGGACAGCUGUAGAAGCGGGAGAGGAGGAAGAGGAAGAAGAAGAGGAACCCCCACUGAAGGCAUCUCCAGAUGCUGACACUACCUUCCUCUUCACCACCAACGGAGAGAAAGAAAUCCCGGUGACGAUCCCAUUGCAAGUCUUGGUUGGAUUCACAAACAAUGGCCAACAAGAUUUCACAAUUGAAAGUCUGCAUGCAACUCUACGGUACCCACAGGACUUCUCAUUUUACAUCUACAAUUUCACGGAGAAAGAAUACAACACAGUAGUAGAACCCAACAAGGAGGCCACGUUUGAAUAUUCAUUCCAAGCAGGAGAAGUCUUUGCUGCCCGUCAGUUUGGAUUCGUCUUUGAGCUUGCAUACAAAGAUUCAGAAGGAAACCUUUAUUCAGAUGCCGUUUUUAAUGACACAGUAACUCUUGUUGAAUUAGAUGAAGGUCUAGACACAGAAACAUUUUUCCUGUAUGUGUUCCUAGCAGCAUUAGUUGUGCUUGCUUUCGUUGUCGUACAACAAGUCAUGGCAUCCUUUGGAGUGAGCAAAAAGAAGAAGACUUCAAAACAAGUUGUUGAGACUGGUACAUCAAACCACACAGAUGUAGACUAUGAUUGGAUUCCCAAGGAGAAUAUAGCAAGUAAAAAAAACACCUUCACCUCGCAGAUCUCCGAGGAGACGCACAAAGAGAUCCGGAGGAUCCGGAGACGAGUAAACAAUAAUCUAGAUUCCAAAGUAGAACAAAAAUUAGAUAAAAUAAUAAGGAUAACAAUUAGAAGACACCCUGACAUAAACCAAUCAAGGUCUAGUAGCAUUCCACCCAUAUUUGACUCCACCAAGAUUUCUCAAACUGGAUAAUCAAAACUAAUAAUAGCAUUUGAAAGUUUGAACAUCUCUUGCAAAAUAAAUAAAAGGAUUUUUUGUGUGUAAAAAAUUGGAAUACAAAACUAUGGUAUGUGAUGUGUGUUUACUGUGUCAUGUUGUGAGCAAUUGUGUGUGGACUCUGAUGUGCGUAUGAUUAGCCUUUCACAUUUCCUUGCUUUCAGAGAACCAGUAAUUAAACCUUGAUGAUAGAGUGUAUGUGGUUUUCAAAGAAAGCUCUUUGAAUUUUCCUCCCCAUCUCCAUAUUGAGCCUAUAUGUCUUCACAUCAUCACUGGUUGUAUAUACAAAGAGUUAUACAAAUUGAAGAACCUCUCUAAAUAGGAAAUAUACACUCUCCACUUUCCUAGUUAACACUACUUGUGGUCUGCACGACUCAAAUAUCUGAUUACAAAUUUUCCUAAGAUUUAGUAUUAUUUUAGUUCUCUUAUGCCAAAGAGAAAGAGUAUACAAGUAGUCUGUAAAUGAAAGUUUAUUUUACCAACUUGUAGUUCUGUCUUCUUGAAUGAUAGAAAAUCCCAGAUAACUAUUUUGGAGGUGACGGGUAGAGAGGAUCAAGCAACUUCAAAUAUAUACUCUAAAAAUUGCAAUAUGCAUUUGAAAUAUGCAAUGCUGUUCAUUUUUUCUCUCGGGGGCUAACAAGUAAAGAAUUAUUAGAUAGAAAUGAAUAAUGAUAAUUACUGCGCAAGUAUACAUGUAUUUCAUUAUUGUGAGUGUGAAUAGUCGUGACGCUAUUCUCGAUAUCGUAAUCAUGUAAAUUCCAUUACUUGUAUUGUGGUCUUAUUCUUGGUGUUGGUUAUUUUUUCUUUUCAAGUAUUUAAAUUCUAAAUUCCUUCCGUUUUCUUUUUGUCUAGCAUACAAUGCAGUUAGAACAUGUGAUUUGUCCAACUAAAUGUAUUUCUGAUUUCCUUAAUAAUUCUAUUGUGUAAUGCUAUGAAAUAUACCAUUUCAUUACGAACUAAUUUUCUUCUUUACUUUUUUGUCAUGUAAAUACAUGUGUACAUCUCUAUGUCUCGUUAAUUAAAUUCAUUCCUUUUUAGUUUAUUUCUUGUAGAUAUAGUUAUUGGAAGAAAAAAAAAUCUAUCUUGCCUAAGAGCAAAUUUUCAAACUUAUAUUUUUGUGUGAAAAAUUCAAUACUUUAAAAAAUAGUUUGAGAAAAAUUGAUAUAUCUAUUUGAAAAUACGGAGAACACAUAAAGAAUUCAAGCAAGGAGAAUUAUUAUGGGAUUUUUAUUAAAUUAUUGACAAUGCAGAUAUUUAGCAGUAUUACUAGUAUAAUUCUUAGGAGAUUAGGGGGUCUUUCUCUUUGAUGUAGAACAUUUUGGAAGUAGAUAAGUUCGUAGAGUAAAAAAUGAGCGCUAGUUGAAACAAAUGGAUUUUGUGGAUUGUUCAAAUAAUGUGAAGCAUAUGUCAAAUUCUCUGCAUUUUUGUUUGUUAAAGCUCCAUGUUUGUUUUUCAACUCUGCCUUAUUUAGAUUUAAUCGAACAGGGAAGAGUGCAAAUGUAAAACUUGAAUUCUUUUCUUCUUCUUCAUCAUCUUUUUUGCAUUAUCUUUUUGCAUCAUCUAGCCCAAACUGGAAAGAUUUCAGGGCAAAUGUUCAUAAAAAAGAGGGAGGGUUUUUUAAUUUCAAACUUCUAGACUAAACUGCCAUUUGAAUUGUAAAUUACUUGAUUACAGUGGACAUAUUUAAUCAAGUACCUGAGAUACAAUAAAGCUGAUUGAAGUGGCCUGAAAGAGAAUUUACAUUUAAAAGACUAAAUAUAUAUAUAUAUAUAUUUUCUGUAAAAACAACUGGCAGAACCAAAUUAAACCCAAAUUAUCUUCUUGGUGAACAGGAAUGCAAGGACUUGUAUUUUAAGGGUAUGACAUGGGCAUAUUUUUGUUGAAUUGCCGAAUACUUUAGUCAAUUUUCAUUUGAAUAAACAAUACUUGCUGGUGUGUUUGAUAUAUCAAUCAAAUUUCUAAGAUAUUAAAGAAAAAAAGAAAACAACCAA